Molecule: messenger RNA, 3563 nt
Organism: Phyllostomus hastatus (greater spear-nosed bat)
Lineage: Eukaryota; Metazoa; Chordata; Mammalia; Chiroptera; Phyllostomidae
Gene: TBC1D22B
Product: TBC1 domain family member 22B
Exons: 14
Coding region: 222-1715 (497 amino acids)
Biological process (GO): activation of GTPase activity
Molecular function (GO): GTPase activator activity
Source: RefSeq, a predicted model, not a curated record
AUGCCCACAUCCAAGAUGGCGCUUCCAGGAUCUGGGAGCCGUUGACCGGCGGCCGGGAAGCGGCCUGGGUUGGCCUUCAGGUUGCGGGGUCUGGGGGCAUCUCGCCGGUUACCCCCUGGCCCGCCUAGAAGGCCUUCCCUGGGCAAGAGCAAUGGCCGCCGAGAACAGCAAGCAGUUUUGGAAGAGGAGCGCAAAGCUGCCGGGGAGUAUCCAGCCUGUGUAUGGAGCACAGCACCCUCCUCUGGACCCUCGGCUCACCAAAAACAGAAGCUUUACAUUGGGUCUUCAAUCAUCUAAACUGCACGAGCAACUUCAUUAAAGAACGAUCAAAAGUUAAUACAGUUCCUCUGAAGAAUAAGAAGGCCUCCAGUUUUCAUGAGUUUGCCCGGAAUACCAGUGAUGCUUGGGACAUUGGCGAUGAUGAGGAAGAGGACUUUUCCUCCCCUUCUUUCCAAACUCUGAACUCAAAAGUUGCUUUGGCUACUGCAGCCCAAGUCCUGGAAAACCACAGCAAGCUGAGGGUGAAACCAGAACGGUCCCAGUCAACAACGUCUGACGUUCCUGCCAGCUACAAGGUCAUAAAAUCCAACAGUGAUGCCCAGCUGUCCAGAAAUUCCAGUGAUACGUGCCUGAGGAAUGCACUCCACAAACAGCAGUCACUUCCUCUUCGACCCAUCAUCCCCCUUGUUGCCCGGAUCUCGGACCAGAAUGCUUCUGGGGCACCCCCAAUGACUGUCCGAGAGAAAACCCGCCUAGAAAAAUUCCGUCAGCUUCUCUCCAGCCACAACACUGACUUAGAUGAACUGAGAAAGUGUAGCUGGCCAGGGGUUCCCAGGGAGGUUCGACCUGUAACCUGGAGACUCCUGUCGGGCUAUCUCCCAGCCAACAAGGAGAGAAGGAAGUUGACCCUGCAGCGGAAGCGGGAAGAAUAUUUUGGCUUCAUUGAACAGUAUUAUGACUCUCGAAAUGAGGAACAUCACCAGGAUACGUACAGACAGAUCCACAUUGACAUUCCAAGGACGAAUCCUCUCAUUCCAUUGUUCCAGCAACCACUUGUACAGGAGAUCUUCGAAAGAAUUCUGUUUAUUUGGGCCAUCCGACACCCUGCCAGUGGGUAUGUCCAGGGAAUUAAUGACCUGGUCACUCCGUUCUUUGUCGUCUUCCUAUCAGAAUAUGUGGAAGAGGAUGUGGAGAACUUCGAUGUGACCAAUUUGUCUCAGGACAUGCUGCGAAGCAUUGAAGCCGACAGCUUUUGGUGCAUGAGCAAACUGCUGGAUGGCAUCCAGGAUAACUACACCUUUGCACAACCAGGGAUCCAGAAGAAGGUCAAGGCGCUGGAAGAGCUUGUCAGCCGGAUUGAUGAGCAGGUACAUAAUCACUUCAGGAGGUACGAGGUUGAAUACCUACAGUUUGCCUUUCGUUGGAUGAACAACCUGCUCAUGCGGGAGCUUCCCCUUCGCUGCACCAUCCGACUGUGGGACACGUACCAGUCUGAACCAGAAGGGUUCUCCCACUUCCAUCUCUACGUGUGUGCAGCUUUCCUGAUCAAGUGGAGAAAAGAAAUCUUGGAUGAGGAGGACUUCCAGGGUCUCCUCAUGCUGCUACAAAACCUACCUACGAUACACUGGGGCAACGAAGAGAUCGGGCUGCUUCUCGCCGAGGCGUACAGACUCAAGUAUAUGUUUGCCGACGCCCCCAAUCACUACCGCCGAUAGGUGCUGUCUCCCCUUGGGAACCCAGACUGCCCCCAUCUCUGAUGGCGAUCUGAUCACUGUGGACACUGUGCGAGCUGUGGACCCCGGCCAGGAACUACUCCUGCUGUAGAACACUCACAUCUGCCGCCCAGGUCUUAACUUUUCGGCGUGCCUAUCCACCACCUCAUGUCUCCGGGUGGGUCUCCUGGACCGCUGUCAGUAUUCCGUGCCACGUGGAUGGGCCCAGCCCUGGGAGAGGACUGAAAAGGAGGUACAGGGUUGUCUGCCCCUUUAAAAGAAACUGGACAAAUGAAGGGGAAGGCUCAGGGUCUUAACUCACAUCAUCCCUCCAUGGAUUGGCUGUCUCUUGCCUCCUAGCCCCAACUGAUACUGUUGCUUUUUGUCACGUGGUUUGAUUUAAUCACAGGUCAAAAAUGCCUUAUGUUUUCAAAAUACUCCUGGCCCCCUCUCCCCUGUUCCCAGUUCCUAGCCCUUUUACCUUCUGUCCUGGUCUGAGCCAGUGAGGGGCAGCUUUUUAAGACCAUUGUUCUCAGAUGGAGCGAGGUACUGAUGCUUAUAACUCUGGGAAGAGGCCUGCACCCAAGGGCUAGGAGUUUUAUUUUUCCUUUUGUCACCAGUAUGUGAGUGUGCAUUUGUGUGCAUAGGUGGGUGUACACACCCAACAUGUAAUUACAUGUCUGAAUUCCUUUAUCCAGACUAGCCCCAUCAGCUGGGAACGGCCCCAGUGACUAAGUGUACAAGUGUCCCUUGAGAAGGAUCAGGGCAGGGAAGGGAGGAGGGGCGUUUUACCUCUCCCAAUCCUUUUUCCAUGAUGACCCACUCCAAGAUAUUAUGUGUAAAUUGUGUUAUUAUGUAUAUGGGUAAAGAUGUACAAAUAUAUGUCCUCUUUGUAGCAGAUAUGAUUUUAUAUUUAUAAUGUGCAUCAACAUGUGAAAGCAAUCCAGGUCACUAGCACAGGUGAAGCUGCCAGGGAGGUGGCGUCAGCACCUCCAGGUUGGUUUCUGGGUGCCGUCCUGUGAGGGAGGCGCAUGGGCGUCUGUUAGCAUGAGCAUCACUGAGCAGAUGGGGCUGCUGUGAGACCAGUGGCAGCCAUCCCCAACAUCAGUGUCCCAGAGUUUUUCUUCCUGCCCCACUCCCCUCCCGCUCCAGGCCUUGGUGCAGCACCUACCCUGCUCCUUCCAUCUUCGGACAGAGCUCCCCACCCUCCUCCCCUAGCAGCCUCCUGGAGAGAGGAUCGCAGAGGCAGAAGCCCUUCUGCAUGUGUUUAGCCCCUGCCUUUCCCCAGAAUCUGAGGAGGGCUUUUGUUUUUACAUUUUUAAGUCAGCGUUGUAUUAAAGACAAAAGCUGUGACUGACAGUGCCAAGGAAAGGGGUUUCCCAUGUGUCUCUGAGGUUUGGGGCUCUUCUCAGAGACAGGCGUCCAGUGUCCCCCGCUAUCAUGAUCACACCUCACCCAGCUCCUGAGCUGUGUGACCCAUGAUCGAUUUUUGGUGUUUGGUCGUGGAGAAGUAGGGAUGGUGGCAAGCAGAUGUCAUCUUCUUGAGAAGCCAAGCGGUGUCCCUGGUGGGUGGCACCCUUGCGUCUCUGCCAGUGGAGCCCCUCCACACAGGCAGGCGUGUUCCGUUUCUCAUCGGGAGCUGCGUCUCAGGCAUUCUUCCUAACCCCGCGCCGCCCCUUCCGUGUGCCUCCGUCUCUUCCGCAGAGAGGGCUCGUGACCCGUCCUCAGCCGGACUGAAGAAAGACACUCGUGUUCCCAAGUGGUGGUUUUAUUUUUUUAGUUUUUAUGUUUGUAUGGGAAAUUGUGGAUAAAGUGAAAGAAUUGUAAAUAAAUGGUGUAUUUCCUCCUCCA